This is a messenger RNA of Temnothorax curvispinosus, 2715 nucleotides long. RefSeq lists its product as uncharacterized. Gene Ontology annotation, molecular function: Hsp90 protein binding. The record is from RefSeq and is a predicted model, not a curated record. Lineage: Eukaryota; Metazoa; Arthropoda; Insecta; Hymenoptera; Formicidae.
GGUGCGGUGGACAGGUGGUAGACUUUGAGGUUAUGUUUUGCACGUCGAACAAUAUUAUAAAUCAACCACGACGUAUAUCGUGUCUGAUUGUUAGUCAUUUAUGAUCACAGACGAGUCGGAUUGUCGAAAAGUUCAUUUGUGUUUAGAUUCGGGCAUUGUGGGGUUUUUUUUGUGGAAAUAUGCAACAAACAGGGAACGAAGUCGGUGAAAAGAGGAGAGCUUGGACGGAGGAGGAGCGUUUGGAGCUUGCCGCGAAAUUGGACGCCGAACUGGACGAGUAUAUAAAUGGCCUGGAGAAGAAGAGUUACGCGGAAGGAUGGCCGGAGGACAGGUGGCAAGAAGAGAUGGAGAAGCAUCCCUUCUUCAUGAAGAAGGUGCCGGAACCCGGCGACGAACUGUCCCCCCUGAUGGAAGGGCUGCAACAGCUCAAGUACGGAGAGGAUGAGAAUACUCCCGAAGAAUUGGCAAGUAAUUACAAGGAGGAUGGAAACUUCAAUUAUAAGUAUAAAAAGUAUCGCCUAGCUAUUCUUAGUUACACAGAAGGGAUAAGAACGAAUUGCAAAGAUGACGAUUUGAUGGCUCAACUUUAUAAUAACAGAGCUGCAUCACAUUUCAUGUUGCAAAAUUACAGAUCAUGCUUGAAUGACUGUAAAUUGGCCUUGAAGUUUAAACCGCGAUAUCCGAAGGCUUUGAGUCGAGCUGCCACUUGUAGUUUUCACAUUAGAGAUUAUGACCAAUGCAUCGACUUGUGUGACCAGUUCCUUGAUCAUAGUCCAACCGAUAAAACGAUAUUGAAAUUAAAAUCUGAUGCUGUAAUCGCAAGAGGGCGUUUACAACGAGACAAGAGAAAGCAGGAAAGAGAAGAGAAAAAAUUGGACAAGGAGGAUGAGAAAUUGUUAGAAACAAUUUCUCGGAAAGGUAUUAGUUUAGAAUUGACAAAUGAUAAGCAAAAGCUAGAAUUGAGAGAUCUAGAGCCUCAAGUACCACAAAUAGCGCAAAGCAGAGUGCACUUUGACGAUAAGGACAAGCUCGUGUGGCCAGUGAUGAUUUUAUAUCCAGAGACUCAACAAACUGAUUUCAUACAAAAUUUUCACGAAGAUACAUUAUUAAUCGAACAAUUAAUCGAACUGUUCGAGGAACCUCCCGAGUGGGAUAUAAAACAUCGUUAUACUGUAGAAAAUAUAAAUGUAUAUUUUGAAGGAAAGAACAAAUGUUCCGUUCACAAAGUAGACAUCCAACUCACGUUGGGCGACAUAUUGCGAGAUAAACAGUUUAUAGUUCGCGGUGGUACACCAGCUUUCCUGAUACUCGUAAAAUCCAGUGAAGCUGAGAAACAUUUCUUAUCAUUAUUUAUUAAAAUUUGUUUCCUCGAUAAUAGAUCGCUUCAGCAAAAGGAGAAAGAGUGCGCUUUCUUCUUUUUAUCUCCGCGAUUUGCUCUCGCGAUCGUUGCCCGGAACGCAGCAGGAUCGGUAAGCGGCUGGCAGGGGGUCGUCGAUCGGAAGGUGGUGCCACCUGCAGCACCUGUCCGCGCCAGCAACGGCGCACCGAGCGUGUACACCAGCACCGGUUGUUGCACGAACAUCAACGGUGGCGGCUUCAACGUGCAGCAGCCGCAGCCUCACGAGGACUAUCGGCCGAUCUACUUUUACGUGGCGCAGCCCUACACGAUCCCGUACACCUUCGCCAAGAGGCCGAAACCCGCCGCGUCGUCGCUGCUAAGGGCGGCGAAGCCGCGCGGCAACAAUUGCCGCGUCAAGUUCUCCAAGCGGCUCGGAAACGCCGACUUCUCGCAGAAGGUCAAGCAGGGCGAGUUCUCGCGGAGUCUGAACCAGGUGCACUUCGCGGAGGGUCAGGGUCAAGUGCUCGCGAGCUAUCCGAAAACUGGACCGUCUCGUGAUCCGAGGAUGACGUCGAUGUUUCGAAGAGGCACGAUCUUCGCGACCUUCUUCCUGUCCCUGCUGGGUGGUGGGCUCGUCUGCGCCGCCCUCGUGACGCAGCACUGGGUGGAGGCACGACCGUGGAGAACGCCGAAUCCUCAGGAUAGCGCCGGCAGAGUUCAUUUCGGCCUGUUGCAGGGUAAAAAGGAAUUAAACGUCGCUUACGGAUGGAGGACGUAUCACGUGUCCGUUCCUCAAAUGAUCCGGCAGGAUCCGUCGGUGAUGUCUUGGGCCCUUUGGAUCGCUACCUUAACAACAACCUCGGCUGCUCUGGUAGCGGCUGCGCUCGCUGCUCUUUUGGCAGUUUUAAAUACAGCUACUUCACCAAGAUCGAAGAUUCUUUCCAUCCCUGGUGUAUAUUUUAUAAAUAUGUUAACGCUGUUAAUGUGCUUAGCAAGCAGUUGUACUUGGUUAGCGCAAUAUUAUACAAGACUGUAUGUCAAUGUGCUUCCAAAGGAGGACAUCGAUAAUAUGUGGACCAGCGAGGGUUCUGCUGAGCUUGGUUAUUCAUUUUGGCUUGUGGUUAGCGCCGGUGUUGUACAUCUCAUUAGUAUAGCAUUAGUCGGCUGGGGCUCAGGCAGAGAAAAGGAUGAUCGUCUGGAACCAAUACCUGCACUUGAAGAGAAAACAGCCGCAGCGAUAAUGUUAUACUAAACAUUAUAAUAGUGUUAAAAUCGAUGCAAGACUACGAUUGAAUUACGCUAACGUGCGUAAUAUCAAAUUGAUAGUGUCUAUAUCAAGAUUGAACGAAAAUUAUAGCUGAUUGUGAGAUUAAAUA